AUGUGGAAAUUCGUUCUCAUGCCCAACGAGAUCAAGGGCAUGGUCCUUGAUCUCAUGACAGCCGAAGACGUCUACGCCUUUACCAGAACAAGCAAAGACCAUUACCGGGCCUUCCGUGGAUUCAUCUGGAGGCGCUCACAUCCGAUAGCCGGCACUGCACUUUCCCGGGAAAUCCGAAGAUGGGCGUUCGAAAACAAGCUCAUCCGAGAGAAGGCCGCCACGGAGAGGCCGCACAUCGCCACAGCCGAAUGUGAGAUCAACUACAUUCUACGCAUGAACCGUCGGGUACUGCAGCUGGGCCAUUUUUGGCUGGCCGUGGAACUUGCGGACUGCAGUAUCAUAUCGCGACUGGCUAAAGAAACCAACAUUAAGGAAGAAUGGGAGGAGUUUAGAGACUUGGACCUGGGGGACGAGAAACGCCAAAUGUUCGAUGAUCUACUGAAGCUUUCACUAAAGCCGCCCACAAACGAUCUUGCUGAUGCUCUUCUUGAUCUUCUCAAGAUUGACAAAUCAUGUAAUGACGACAAAGGAGCCCAUCGUCUCACUCAAGCCUUGCUUGUGGCGUGCCGCUUUGGGAACUUGGAACUGGUCCAAAAACUUAUUGCGCUGGGUGCCGACCCCGAAGGAGUGCUUGAGUGUGAAUGGCCGCUCAUGGUGGCUUGCAACACCGGGAAAAAGGAGUUGUUUGACCUUCUUCUCAAAAGCGGAGCCAGUAUAAAUGGAAGCUAUGUGAAGCCAUCUCAGAUUACAACUUUGGGAGCGGCGAUUAAAGGGAAUAAUGCCGAGAUUGUCCACCACCUCCUCGACAACAAAGUAUUCAUCCAAGAGGUGAACAACACGAUAUUUUGCCACGCGGACAGGUUAUUUCAGGGAGGUUCCGACUCCCGUGAACAACUUGAAAUCAGGCAAAUGUUAUGCGAGAGGUUAGAUAUCAAGCGAGCAUGGCACUUCCCUGACAUCCCGGCAUGGCUUCGUGGCGCCGUAAAAGCCAACAAAUUGGAUAUGAUGGAGCUGCUGUUGGAGCCUCUGUUGGAGCCUCUGUUGGAGCAGGCGGCAGAUGAACCGACUUCUCCCCCCAAGCGCUGGAAAGCGUACGACGAACUGCUGGGCAUCGCUUUGGAUGAGCAAUCUUACGAUGUGGUUGACAUUCUGCUCGACGCUUUCCCCCAAGUUUUUCGCUCCGAAAGACUCAACACACUAUCAUGUAAAACCCGAGCCGGCAUUCUUGACAGAGCUAUGCAAACAGGCAAUAGUGCCCUUUUUUAUCCGGUUCUUUCGAUCGAGGACUUGAGAAAACAGAAGGAAAAUGGCGAUACGCUCUUGCAUUACAUCAGAGAGCCGAGCGCAGCUGAGAAACUACUUCUUGCAAGUCACAUCAGUAUUGAUGCUCUUUCAGGGUCGGACGAAACUCCGCUGUCCAAAGCCUGUUGUCAAAACAACAUGCAGAUGGUCGAAUUCCUACUUCGUCGAAAUGCAGAUAUGGAAGCCAAAGAUGACCGGGGAUGCAAGUACUUCCAAGUGGCCGUAGAAAAGGCAGAUGUCAAGUUGGUGUGCUUGCUUCUUGAAUAUGACGCCGAUAUAAGAUCUGGGAGUGCAAAUAUCGCAACAAAGUUAUCUAUGGCUAUCCACCAUAAAAGAUGGGCGGGACUUGAAGCUUUGCUUGUGAAAGGCCCGCCCGUACGCCUUUCAGUCUUUGAAAGAGCGGUGGAAGGGGAGGGAGAAUUAGUGGAAUUUGCAACGCUGCUUAUUCGAUUGAACAAAUACACAGAGGAUGUGGCGAGAAGACUAUUGGAUAUUGUGGUACAGGAUUCACAAGUCAAGCUCAGUAUCGUUAAGCGUCUGCUAGAAGGGGGAGCAGACCCGAGCCCAUCUCCGGAAGAUGCUCCGGAAGAUGCUCCGGAAGAUGCUCCGGAAGAUGCUCCGGAAGAUGCUCUGGAAGAUGCUCUGGAAGAUGCUCUGGAAGAUGCUCCGGAAGAUGCUCCGGAAGAUGCCCAAGGAUAUACUGAUAAAAUACACUCGCCUAUAAGCUGGGCAUGUUUCCACGGACGCAAGGACAUCGCCGAGAUACUGUUUCAUCAUGGGGCUAUAGUUGAGAAUGAUGAAGACGGGACAUCACCUUCGAAUGCCGGAGCGUGGACGACACUUCAGGCUGCCGUUGCGGGAGGACACAUAGAAAUGGUUCUUUGGUUGCUUGACGGCAAAGCAGGGAUCUCCCCGUCAAAAGGAGACCGAGAUAGUUGGCACAGCCUAUGCAUAGUCGCGGUCAAGGCGGAAAUCGGCAUGCUCAGAUUUCUCCUUGGGCGAGGCAAAGCGUAUCUGUCGCGUGAUGGCAUUGAGGACAUCCUGAAGGAGGGUGUGCAAAGAAAUCAAGUCCAGAUUGUCCAAUAUUUGAUAGAGGAUUUUGGUUUUACAAAGGCAGAUUUCGACCGCAUGCAUCUCUUGCACAGCGCGAGACAGAACAGACGGAUGAUGAAGACUCUGCAAAACUACGGAGCUGACAUCAACUUUUGA
Molecule: messenger RNA, 2511 nt
Organism: Metarhizium brunneum ARSEF 3297
Lineage: Eukaryota; Fungi; Ascomycota; Sordariomycetes; Hypocreales; Clavicipitaceae
Molecular function (GO): protein binding
Source: RefSeq, a predicted model, not a curated record